Uloborus diversus is the source of this 792-nucleotide messenger RNA. RefSeq names its product BUB3-interacting and GLEBS motif-containing protein ZNF207-like. NCBI's taxonomy places the organism in Eukaryota, Metazoa, Arthropoda, Arachnida, Araneae, Uloboridae. The coding region runs from base 91 to 591 and encodes 166 amino acids. The record is from RefSeq and is a predicted model, not a curated record. The transcript has 5 exons. Gene Ontology annotation, cellular component: nucleus.
UAGUACAUACAGCAAAAACCUUCUAAAAAAUAGUUUAAAUUUCUUAAAAAUAGAAAGAGAAGAUUCAUUUGCAGGAAAUCUUGUUUCAAAAUGGGGAGGAAAAAAAGAAAGCCUCCACUGCCAUGGUGUUGGUAUUGCAAUCGAGAAUUUGCAGAUGAAAAGAUUUUAAUACGGCAUCAAAGGGCAAAACAUUUCAAAUGUCAUGUUUGUCACACACAAGUCUACACUGGACCUGGCCUGGCCAUUCACUGCAUGCAGGUCCAUAAAGAAACAAUCGACCGUGUUCCCAAUGCUUUAUCACAUCGAUCGAGUGUUGAUAUCGAAAUAUAUGGUAUGGAGGGCAUUCCAGAAGCUGACCUUUAUGAGCCACCAGAACAAGAACAGCGGCGUUCUGUAGUAGAAAUCCCCGGAGCAGUGAUGAAAAUAUCCGACACGUCCUAUAUUGUGCAUCCCGAGGAAGACAUAUCCUUGGAAGAAAAGAGGGUGCAGCUCCUGAGGGUUCCUCUUCUCCAAUCGCAGAUGCCACUGAUGGAGAGUUAUGUUCUAAGUGCCGUGCCCAAUGGUAAUAGAGAUUUCAAAUUAUCAUUCUGAAAAAAUUCAGCUGACACACCUGCCGUGCUUGUAAACUAGUUUUAAAAGCUUUGUGAGCCAAAACAUUUUUAUGCAAAGAUGGUUUUAAAGUUCUUUUGAUCUGCAAAUUUUGCCCACAGCUUGCAAUGCUCCUGACAGAUUUCAAUAUUCUCUCUCUCUUCAGCUCCAUACACUAUUUCCACUGUGUUAAUGUAUUACACA